AUGCCACAUCGUCCAUCUAUUGGCCUUCUGCUGUAUUAUACGAACGAGCGCGUUGAGUCACUGGGACAGGUUCACUGGGGCCUCGACCUUACGCAUGAUGCCCUUGCACCCAUCUAUACAUCCUAUACUUGGCUGGAGUCUGAAGCUAGUACAUUGCAGAAAACACCCCAACUUGGGACUCUUGUUUGGUGGUUUGGCGAUUUGGGGGAUAAGGUUGUUAUAUAUACCGAUCCAGAGCUCUGA
Aspergillus caelatus is the source of this 243-nucleotide messenger RNA. RefSeq lists its product as uncharacterized. Lineage: Eukaryota; Fungi; Ascomycota; Eurotiomycetes; Eurotiales; Aspergillaceae. The transcript has 2 exons. Bases 1 to 243 code for a protein of 80 amino acids. The record is from RefSeq and is a predicted model, not a curated record.